This is a messenger RNA of Ylistrum balloti, 1707 nucleotides long. RefSeq lists its product as uncharacterized. The transcript has a single exon. The record is from RefSeq and is a predicted model, not a curated record. Bases 1 to 1707 code for a protein of 568 amino acids. NCBI's taxonomy places the organism in Eukaryota, Metazoa, Mollusca, Bivalvia, Pectinida, Pectinidae.
AUGAAAAUGAGGACGAGUAGACUAAGAUGGCGUCGAUUUUUCUUUCUUUCGAUUGGUCUGUUUCUUUUGAGCGUGUUCAUGUUUUACCAAUCGCUAUCGAUCGAGAAUGUCACGUGUUUAGAUAGGUUUGUCUCGCCGAGGAUAUCAAACCUGCACGAUCAGUUAAUUACAAUAGUAGACGAUAAGAAAACGAAUAUGGUAUUUCGACAAUCUGCUGAUAGCAAAUUAAUAUCUAGUUUCAUAUCGGACAUGGAGGGAAACCUCAUUCCUAACAGCAUACACAUAGUGUGGUGUCACAACAGAAGUCUCCAUUUUGAAAAUUAUCUUAGUAUUUUAAGUGCCUGGAAAAUCAUGCAACCGGAUAUCAUCGAGUUUCAUACGAAAUAUGAUAUUCAUGGUGGACAAGACAAGUAUAAUUACUGGUUUGAGGAUCUUAAGAAAACUAUUCCAGGAUUCGUUGUAAAGGUCAUGCCAAACUAUAACAAUGAUCCGGCCUGUGGUGUGUGGUACGGUAUCGAUGUUCUCCUGGAUCGUGGAGGAAUGUACAUCAGUGACACAAUGUUUCUGAUGCAGUCUUUACGCCACUUACGGCGAAAAGACUCUGCGAUUGGAGUUACUGAUGGAGACUGGAAAGUCAGUUACGCAAUGUCUACUGAUCACAACAGACCAGCUUUAGUGACUUUAAAGCAGUUAUUAACUUUGAAAAAUACGGAAGAUUCGGAUUUAACACUACCAAAUAAUUAUUCCCAAUGUGAACAAAUGGGAAAUGAUUUUGAAAUGUUAUUCGAAAAUACGACUUGCGUUGAGUUACCAGCUUUACAUCCUAAGGAUAUAAUGCAUUCGAAUACCUCAUUUGCGUAUAAUGUUAGACUAAUACUAUAUGGAGAUUCGGCACUUGUAGCACCUAAAACAAGGCUACCAGGUGUAAUUCCAAAAAUUAUUCAUCUUGUGUGGUUUAACAGGAAAACUAUGGAUUUUAUGAUGUAUUUAAGCCUUAGGAGCGCUCUUACGUUUUUGAAACCAGAUAAAGUGUAUAUACACGGUGACAAAUUACUUGAAGGGGAAUAUAUGGAAAAGUUCAAAAGAGAUCCAAGGAUAAUUAUGGUGAAUAGAGAAGUACCAAGAUAUGUUUUUGGGAAAGACGUACUUUAUACACAACAUAAAAGUGAUAUCAUCCGCGCAGAUGUGUUAUUAAAAUAUGGCGGGAUUUAUAUGGACUGGGACGUUCUGUGGCUUCGUCCAAUCGACGAUUUAAUACAAACCGGAUAUGACGCAAUAGUAAAUUUUGAUCACAUGCCGUGGCCUGAUUUUCCAGAUGCAUUCAAUUUAGGUGUUCUGAUGGCAAAGCCUGGGUCAGAGUUUAUUAAAAAUUGGCAAGCUGCCUUAGUUGAUUAUAGAUCAUGGGACUUUUUUUACAAUGCCAUUCUGCUGCCUUAUAAAAUAUACGAACGUUAUCCUCACAGUGUUCAUAUAGAAAAACACCUACAAGUGAUGUGUUAUCAACUGAAAUGUCAUCCAAUAUUCCGACCCGGAUACAAGAAUUACAAUCGUGAACAGGAUUUUAAUUGGAAGAUGGACACUUAUUCUGUUCACUUCACAUUCCCUGACCCACCAGCCUUGACUAACGCCUCAACAUUAAGAAAAGGCAAAGGAAUGUUUGCCGAUAUUGGCCGGUACAUUCUGGAGCAACCUUACGAAUAUGAUUGA